Messenger RNA from Dinoponera quadriceps, 1332 nucleotides. RefSeq names its product coiled-coil domain-containing protein 130 homolog. Gene Ontology annotation, biological process: mRNA splicing, via spliceosome. The record is from RefSeq and is a predicted model, not a curated record. The transcript has 5 exons. Lineage: Eukaryota; Metazoa; Arthropoda; Insecta; Hymenoptera; Formicidae. Gene Ontology annotation, cellular component: post-mRNA release spliceosomal complex; U2-type spliceosomal complex. The coding region runs from base 322 to 1248 and encodes 308 amino acids.
CUUCUAGGGAUAAGGUCAAAAACGGUAUUAACAUUAAUAAUUGGUUAGAAUUACUUUGUGAUUAUAAGACGUAAUAUCAGACGAUUAACAUGUGUAAUUAUCUACUUUUGGACGGUAUACCAUAUUAUAUAAAUAAUUAGUUUCAAACAACACACCGGGUGUUAUUAUUGUUUAAUCAUAUAAAAAAUAGUCAUAUGUUGCAUCCUAACCUAAACAAACAUCAGACAGAUCCGCAAUUUAAUCGCACGAAGAAUUGUGUCAAGGGAAUCUUGACGUGAAAGUGUUUAUUUUCUCCUGAAGUUCAAAAGAGCAUCAAGCACAAUGGGAGAAAGAAAAGGAACGAAUUUGUACUAUCCACCGGACUAUGAUCCUCGUGUCGGUGGCCUCAACAAGUUCCUGGGUACUCAUGCAUUACGUGAGCGAGCCCGUAAGCUCCAUAUGGGCAUCUUAAUCAUAAGAUUUGAGAUGCCCUAUAAUAUAUGGUGUGAUGGAUGUGGAAAUCAUAUUGGCAUGGGUGUCAGGUAUAAUGCAGAAAAAAAGAAGAUUGGAAUGUACUACAGCACACCAGUUUACCAGUUUCGUAUGAAGUGUCAUCUCUGUGACAAUCACUUUGAGAUAAAAACUGAUCCUGGAAAUUUAGACUAUGUCAUAGUGAGUGGUGCAAGGCGUCAAGAAAACCGAUGGGAUCCUAAAGACAAUGAACAGGUUGUGCCUGAGACAAAAGAAGUAUCAUGUAGAUUAUAUGAUGAUGCAAUGUACAAGUUGGAGCAUGGUUUGGAAGAUAAGAAAGUAGCUAAGUCUCGAGACACUGCAUUGGAAAGUGCGAUAGCUGUGAACGACAGCAUUUGGAAAGAUGAUUACAGCUCCAACUGUGCACUAAGAGCAUUAUUUCGAGAAAAGAAGAAGGACCUCAAAAGAAAACAAUCUGUAGAUUGCGCAUUGUUAAAAAAGACGGGAUUGGAUAUCGAUUUAGUCCAAGAACAUGAAGAUGACAUCAAAUUAGCUAAAUUACUUAUUCAUAAGAGAGGCACAAAGAAGAAGGAAGGUACAAGACUGAAACAAUUGGUAUCGAUUGUACGAUCGAAGAAUAAUUCAAAGAAGAUAUCUGCAAAUGACAGAUUAAAGCUUCAAAGUCAGGAAUCGUCAAAAAUGCAAGAAAUCGCAGAUAACGCGACUACUUCGAAAGCCAGUAGUUCGAACACAUCUUUAGUGAAUUAUGACAGUUCUAGCACCGAUAGUGAUACUUAAUAUUUCCUACAUCUAUCAAGCGACCUGUACAUAAUUAUUUGCGUGUUGAUAUGUUAUUGAGAAUAAAAUUAAUUAGAAUAAUGA